This is a messenger RNA of Pseudogymnoascus destructans, 2604 nucleotides long. RefSeq lists its product as uncharacterized. The coding region runs from base 1 to 2604 and encodes 867 amino acids. The transcript has 3 exons. NCBI's taxonomy places the organism in Eukaryota, Fungi, Ascomycota, Leotiomycetes, Thelebolales, Thelebolaceae. The record is from RefSeq and is a predicted model, not a curated record.
AUGUCAUCUCUUCCAUCGGGAAGCCGUGCUACACAGCAACGUGCAGAAACAGGAUAUAGCACAAGUACAAAAGCCCGUCUGCUGCUGUCAACCAACGACUCGAGCAUACCAGACCGCAGUCUGAUCGGAGGAAAUGGUGUUGAUCAGUCGCCUUUAUCACAGAACGCUUCCUAUCAAAGCUACGGAAAAUUCAAUGAAGAAUGGGACGCCAGCCAGCGGGGCAGCUCGAUCAUUGACAGUGAUCGCUACCAUUUGAAGCAUACGCCCUCUGUUAUGUCACAAGGUGACCCAUUGCUCCCACGUCGAGGGGGGACACUUAAAAAGAAAGCAUCGCUCAGGCGAAGCAGUAGCCGUCGGAGUUCCCGAGCUGGUAGCGUAAGGAGUUUGGCUUUGCAGCCAGAACCAUCGGAUGAGAUUCACAGCGCAUUCUAUUCUCCUGUGCCGACUACCGGUAACCCAACAGAGGCGCUUGCGAAUAGAUUUACAGCGUGGAGGAAAUUUUUGAAGGAUCUCAUUGUCUACUUUAGAGAGAUCCAGAACGGAUACGACCACAGAGGAAAGACCAUCUUGAAACUAUCUAAUGUUGCCAACAAUAUCAGUGCGCCUGAGAAUUUCCUCCAGUCUAAUGGUAUCAACGAAGCAAUGCAGAUACUACGUGAUUACCACAAACAGGCAAUCACUGAAUCGAGCAAAGCUCGAAUGAUCCAAGAAGACGUGGUGCAGGCCUUGACUGGUUUACGAAGUGAUCUUCAACAAAAGAUCAAAGAGAUCAAGAAUUUGUCUGGUGACUUCAAAAACUCCGUUGACAGGGAAAUGGAUACUACAAGAAGGGUUGUGCGCUUACUGGGAGAUUCGCUAGGCCAAUCCGACAUUGAUGCAUCGCAGAUGACGGGAAAACAAGAUCCGUACUUGCUGAGACUAGCAGUUGAGCGCCAGCUCGAGAGGCAGAUUGAUGAAGAGAAUUAUCUCCACCAGGCAUAUCUUAACUUGGAAACAUCUGGCCGAGAGCUUGAGUCUAUUGUAGUGGGAGAAAUCCAGAAAGCUUACAACGCUUACACCGGCAUACUGAAACGUGAUGCCGACGAGGCAUACACUGCGAUCCAGAACCUCAGAACGGGUCCGAUUGCGAUGCCUAGAGACUAUGAGUGGAACAGUUUCAUCGAGUCAGAUGAGCACUUUGUUGAUCCCAGAGUCCCUAUGCGCAGUGUUGAAAACAUUCACUACCCAGGCCGCGACCACGAGCUUGCCCAGGAAGUCCGAGCGGGUUUGCUGGAGCGUAAGAGCAAGUACUUGAAGAGCUAUACUGCCGGGUGGUAUGUGUUGUCACCGACACAUCUACAUGAGUUCAAAACUGCGGACAAGUCUCAAGCUCCUAUAAUGUCCCUUUAUCUCCCUGAGCAGAAGCUUGGAUCCCAUUCCUCGGAAGGUGGGUCGUCGAACAAAUUCAUGCUAAAAGGACGCCAAACUGGAUCUCUCCAUAGAGGCCAUUCCUGGGUGUUUCGAGCGGAAAGCUACGAUACGAUGAUGGCUUGGUAUGAUGAUAUCAAGUCAUUGACAGAAAGUGCACCUCAGGAACGAAAUGCAUUCGUUCGUUCACACGCCCGAAGCUUCAGUGCCUCCCAACGAGCAGCAUCUGUAAGCAGUGACGGGGUUAUGGACGAGGAAGAUGAGGAGCCGUUCUCAACAGUUUCAAACUCUGCUGUCGUGCAAGUUGCCAAUAAACAAGAAAACGCCAAGCGACCGGAACCAGGUGGGAGAUUCCCGUCCGACAUCCAGGUCGACCCUUCUCGUGGCUUACAAGUACCUCUUUCGCCGUCUAGUGCAAACUCAAGCUUAGGGAACAAUGAAAUUCGGAACGAAACUUCUACUACUUCAAAUGUAGCUGGAGGCGGUAGUGGUGAAUAUUUCCCGGAGCAUCGCAUCAUCUCUCGAACAUCAUCACAUUCCGGACACGGCACCUCAAAUGGGGCUAGACCAUCGCACGCGACACAACUAGAUCAAUUCGCCGUCGAGGAUGGGCUAAACCCUUACACUUAUCAACCGCUUGGAAAUCAGAACCCGCAGGGCUCACCCGUGACGAAUAAAACGGCCGUCGAUGAAAAGGGGUUAGCUGAACAUAACGACUACCAACAGAUUCCUGCUCCCGAACGUCAAUUCAACCAAUCGCCCCCCAAUUCUCGGGUAGAAUAUAUGGCCGUAAAUAACGGCCCCGCAUUGCAGGAACAUCUUGCACAGGCAGGGCCUACCACGACUGGGAAUGAGGCCACAGGUCUUAUGACGGCAUCUCAGGCAACUGUCCACCCUGUCAUCUCAGACAUGGCGAACGCCAACACUCAUUCACAGCCAUAUUUGGAUUACUCCUCAAUCGUACCAUCAGUGGCUGGGCUAAAUACUAUCACUGCUGUGAAUCAGAUAGCAGAGCAACGUCCCGAGUAUCCAGAGUCGAAAAUUCUGGAGCAAGUGACAAGCUUUCCAAACACAACCCAUGAAAGCCACUCGUUUGCCGGGCAUCGAUAUGCUGACAGUGAUACGUCUUCUAAAACCACACACAUGCAUAUUCCAGGGGAAUAUCCUUCCCAGACGCCAACCUCUUUGGAUCACUGA